AUGCGGAUCGUGCCCUUCCACCAGCGAUUCGUCCCGGCGGCUCGUCCACCAUCAAAUGGUUUUCCUCUUAUGAGACAAUGUCCACGACGACGAGGUUUUCGUGCACGUGGCACUGCUCUCGGACCGAGCCCCGAAAUCGUACAACCGGUGUUGGCAAGAGGAACUUGUGUCCAUAUCGUUGGCGUAUUCCAAUCUGCGAUACCGGCCGAACCAAACAAUCUUGCACCGACGUCAGAUCGCGAAAUGCAUCGCCAGUACACCAACAAUUCUGGCUCAAGCGAGGCGGAGGAGUUUACGCAGGAAGAACUGCAGGAGUUCGCCCAAGCAUUCAAAAUGUUUGACAAAGAUGGUAACGGUACGAUGAACAUCAAAGAACUGGGGGUGGCUAUGCGAACAUUGGGCAUGAAUCCCACGGAAGAAGAAUUGCAGAACAUGGUGAACGAAUAUGACGUUGACGGCAACGGAAAGAUUGAUUUCGGUGAAUUCUGCAAGAUGAUGAAAGAAAUGAACAAGGAAACCGAUCAGGAGCUGAUUCGACUAGCCUUCAAGGUGUUUGAUAAAGAUGGUAACGGCUUCAUCACAGCCCAAGAAUUCAAACACUUUAUGACCACUAUGGGCGAGCGUUUUACGGAAGAAGAAGUGGAUGAAAUCAUCAAAGAAGUUGACAAAGAUGGUGAUGAGCAGAUCGAUUAUGAAGAAUUCGUGCAGAUGAUCGCGCCGAUCGUUUCCGAAGGCAAUAAGGACGACCCGUUUGCUGAGCCACCUCCCGUUGCCAAUUCAAAGUGACCUUCCAGAGUGCUAGCGCCUCUGCUCAUUUCUGUCGAAUUUCUGUACAAUCAUUCCCAGUGAUCUCCACAAAUAUCUAUAAGCAAUUGAAUAUGAGAGG
Cylicocyclus nassatus is the source of this 886-nucleotide messenger RNA. The record is from the annotation of a GenBank genome assembly. Lineage: Eukaryota; Metazoa; Nematoda; Chromadorea; Rhabditida; Strongylidae.